Messenger RNA from Coregonus clupeaformis (lake whitefish), 4179 nucleotides. Its product is annotated as acyl-CoA Delta-4 desaturase-like. The coding region runs from base 568 to 1941 and encodes 457 amino acids. The transcript is spliced from 14 exons. Gene Ontology annotation, cellular component: membrane. Gene Ontology annotation, molecular function: oxidoreductase activity, acting on paired donors, with oxidation of a pair of donors resulting in the reduction of molecular oxygen to two molecules of water. The record is from RefSeq and is a predicted model, not a curated record. NCBI's taxonomy places the organism in Eukaryota, Metazoa, Chordata, Actinopteri, Salmoniformes, Salmonidae. Gene Ontology annotation, biological process: lipid metabolic process.
ACGUAAUGAAACGCUCAUCUCUGGAAAAGAAGAGGACACAACAUGGAAACACUAACGCCGAAAAGAAGCCCCAUAGCUCGAAUGGGAUAUGCGCUUUCAUAGUCAUUGGCAUUGCUUAAUACAUGCAUUGCGAUUUUGACAUUCCAGGUGUGUUUAUGUUAUUUUUUUAACUCGACGCAGCUCAUUACUUGCACCACGUUUUCAUUGUACGAUGUGUAAAUUCAAUAGUUGACUUUUGAAUAUUUUGGUGUUCUCCAUAUUAGUAGCCUGCUGAUGAUUUGAUUGGAUACAUGAUAAAAUGGGUGAUCAGAAAGAAGUGAAUGUAUUUUUAUGAAUAAGAGGAGCGAGAAAGAGAGAAAGGAUUGCACAUCUGGAAAUGUUGGUAUUCGUCAUUCGAUAUUUUCAGCAAAUCAAUUGAGCAACAUAUUUUGUUGUACAACGCUGUCUGGAAAACAUCUCCCUUCCCUCUGGCAGAAGAAUCGCAGUCCUCAGUGUGCUUCAGUUGGACAGACUCAACAGAGCGCAGCCGACACAGCGACGGUGUGAGUGGAGCAGAGAGAACCGAGGAUGGGGGGCGGAGGCCAGCAGACUGAGUCAGGCGAGCCGGCCAAGGGUGACAGGGGUGGGCUCGGUGGAGGGGGAGGAGGGCGAGGUGGCAGUGCAGUCUACACCUGGGAAGAGGUCCAGAGGCACUCUCACAGAGGCGACCAGUGGUUGGUCAUCGACAGGAAGGUCUAUAACGUUACCCAGUGGGUGAAGAGACACCCGGGGGGCAUCAGGGUCAUCAGUCACUUUGCUGGAGAAGAUGCCACGGAAGCAUUUUCCGCCUUCCAUCCCGAUCCUAAUUUUGUCCGGAAGUUUCUGAAGCCGUUGCUGAUUGGUGCGCUGGCACCCACAGAGCCCAGCCAAGACCAGGGGAAAAAUGCAGCACUGGUGCAGGACUUCCAGGCCUUGCGUGAUCGUGUGGAGAGGGAGGGACUCCUCCGUGCCCGCCCCCUGUUCUUCAGCCUCUACCUGGGCCACAUCCUGCUACUAGAGGCCCUGGCUUUGGGCCUACUCUGGGUCUGGGGGACCAGCUGGAGCCUCACACUGCUCUGUUCCCUCAUGCUGGCCACGUCUCAGUCCCAGGCUGGCUGGCUGCAGCAUGACUUCGGCCACCUGUCAGUCUUCAAGAAAUCCAGUUGGAAUCACAUACUGCAAAAGUUUGUCAUUGGACAUCUAAAGGGUGCCUCUGCCAACUGGUGGAACCAUCGUCACUUCCAGCACCACGCUAAACCCAACGUGUUUAGUAAAGAUCCUGAUAUCAACUCACUGCAUGUCUUCGUCCUGGGAGACAAACAGCCUGUAGAGUAUGGUAUAAAGAAGUUGAAGUACAUGCCUUACCAUCACCAACACAAGUACUUCUUCCUCAUUGGACCUCCACUACUUAUUCCAGUGUAUUUCCACAUCCAGAUAUUGCGGGCCAUGUUUUUACGACGGGACUGGGUGGAUCUGGCGUGGUCGAUGACUUUCUACCUCCGCUUCUUCUGCUGUUACUACCCCUUCUUUGGUCUCUUUGGCUCAGUCGCAAUGAUUAGCUUCGUCAGGUUUUUGGAAAGCCACUGGUUUGUUUGGGUGACCCAGAUGAGUCAUCUUCCUAUGGAGAUGGAUCACGAGAGACGCCAGGACUGGCUCACCAUGCAGUUGAGUGCUACUUGCAACAUUGAAAAGUCACCCUUCAACGACUGGUUCAGUGGACACCUCAACUUUCAGAUUGAACACCAUCUGUUUCCUACCAUGCCCCGUCAUAAUUACCACCUGGUGGCUCCUCUGGUGCGUGCUUUGUGUGAGAAACAUGGAGUUCCCUAUCAGGUCAAGACCAUGCAGCAAGGCCUCACUGAUGUUGUCAGGUCACUGAAGAAGUCAGGCGAUCUGUGGCUGGAUGCAUAUCUUCAUAAAUAAAUCCCUUCCUGACUCUGGACGGGGUUUAAUCCCAUCGCACAUUAACGACCUGCGAACAGAGAUAGAUUGAAAAGGACAUUUCUCCCAGACGUUUGUGUCGAUAAUGAUCGCUGCAAACAGCGUGGAUGUUGACUCAAGCGUAAAUCACCUUUUUAAAAAGUAAAUCACAGGUCUGCAUGUGAAACUGGAUGUCUGGUGAUGUCUUCCCCGUGCCAUCUUAACUCUGCCUACCAAACAGAGUACUCUAAUGUACAGGUACUAUUAUACUACCACAUACAUAUAAUACUACAUAUUAGAUUAAUAUUGUAUUGUGUUAUUGAUGAUGUAGGGCUGUUGUUGUGUUUUGUUGUGAUGUAACUGUUUUAACCCUGUUUGGACCUCAGGAAGAGUAUCCUGCUGCAGCAGCUAAUCGGGGAUCCUUAUUAAUACUAAAUACUACAAUUCUGACAAAAGCUGUAUCCCAUCUAGUCCAAACCUAAUACAAAUAUUCUGUAUUAUAUCUGAGUGGCCUGUCUGUGUGGUGGUGAUAUCACUGUGCGGUGUGCAGUAUUUUUUUUUUAACCACAGUAUAGUGUUAACAGAAUUUUCAAACAUGUCUGUACAAUUUUCAUUUGUCAUUUUGAAAUAACUUUUAGUAUUAUUUGGAGUACAAGACCAUCAUGUAAUCAACGACAGGACACUCACUGUGCUGUGAAUGUGAGCUGCCUUCAGAGUUCAGGGUCGUGUUCAGUUGGGAGAAAAUGUUUUUAAAACGAGGAGGUAUGACCUGAAAUAGUGCCAAUAGGAACAUCGAUUUUCUGUUGUCAAUUGCGGAAUUUUUUUUUUUUUUUGCUACAAUAUGUCCUAUUGAAAACGAUCCUAGACUUUGUGGCUGUGUUAUUGCUGAGCCUGAUCUGUAACGUAUGGUUGUAUGUUUUUAAAUCUGUAUACUAAAGGGGAAGUUAUAUGGAGAUAGGUUGCUGCAGUUACAACAUUUUGGCAGUAAUCUACCCCCCCAUAGUGCGCAGUCUGUCCAUGGACCUGUUUAUGGAGGCAGAAGCUAACGGAUUUCUCUUCUGUAAGAUCAGACUAUUAAAAAAAAAAAGUCUCCUUUUUCCAAGACAGAAGAAACGGGUUGAUACUGAAUGAUAAACUACUUUCACAUUAUUAUUUGGCUGCAUCUUCAAGAUGUAUUACAACAACAAACAUUGUAGUAAUCGUACAGUACUGUGGUGGCAGAAUUGGGGGUGGGCUGUUGGACAUUUCUCUCAAGGGGUUAUGCUCUGUUCUCUGUUGGACUGUGAUAUUAUGCGUUUUCAUAGACUCCUGGUACGUCUGCACCCUAACACAAGGCCAUUGUGUUCCGGGAACUUGUUGCUUGUAUAAAAUAACUGUUGUGUAAAACAAUAUGAUUGUAUUAGCACCUCCCACUAUAUAAGGGACAUGUGAUCAUUUUACUCUUGGAGCUCUGCCCCCCUGACUGCAAUGCUCAUAUGUAUUAAAAAUUCACUAUUGUACAAUUUAAAUUAGUCUCUGCCUAAUCUUUGGAUAGAGUUUUCCACAACAGUACUACAGAACAAAAUUUAACAUGGAUGAGGAUCUCUACCGACUAUGUUUUUUUUUUUAUUAAGACGUUCUCUCCCAACUCUUGUUACCACCAAAGCUGUAUUUGCACAACCACAUUAAUCAUAUUCUUUAAAAAAGGCACUGGGUUAAAUAAUAAUAAAUAAAAAAAACAGUUAUCUACUCUCCACUACUUCGGAUUACUCUUGUGUGAUUACCGUACAGUUCUCUGUGAAUCAUGGAACAGUGACUUUAUAAGGAGCAUUGUCCACAAAAGCGGGAUCAGAUUGAAUUCCGACCUUGGGUUUAUUAUUGGAGGAAUAAACAUUUUACACAGAACAGAAAUAUGAUUGGAUUAAUAUUGUAAAUGUAAAGCGUACUUCAUAUAGACCGUGUCACAGAGAUGCAAUAGAGGAUACAGGUGCUGCAUUUAGUAAUAGAGAAUACGUAAGCUGAAUUACAGAAGUGUAUUUAGUUGAUUUAGUAAACGGCUGCGAUAUGGACCGUGUGACGUGUUAUGAGAAUAGAUUGCAGACUGCUCAAAAACAUACAUAUAGCGCUAUAUAUUAAACAGUAUAACAUUGUACUACACUGUAGGUUAGUAUAAUCGGUUAUGUGAACAUCAACAUCCAAUUUGACAAUAUACAUUGAGGUCCUUAUAGAUUAGAUUUUACAAAAAAAAAAAAAAGAUAUCUU